Molecule: messenger RNA, 2529 nt
Organism: Exophiala aquamarina CBS 119918
Lineage: Eukaryota; Fungi; Ascomycota; Eurotiomycetes; Chaetothyriales; Herpotrichiellaceae
Exons: 1
Coding region: 1-2529 (842 amino acids)
Source: RefSeq, a predicted model, not a curated record
AUGGACUCAAGUGUUAUCUGGGCCGAGCACUGCCAGACCCCGGACUACAAAACUGACCCUCAAUUGCUGUUUGAAGUGCUGCAAGAAGAAAUUCCUUCUAUAGCCUUGCCGGCAUCGUACCCCAGUCUUGCAGAAGUUGAACAACAGGCCAAAAAAUAUUCAAAGUCUGUCUUCGAAUCCUGGAAUAUCCUUCAUCAUAUCCUCUGUCAGCGCGAAGAAACCAUCCGACGUAGAUGGAACAAAAAGUCCAAGGUACAACGAGAAAAGGUCUUGCUUUCUGCAUGUCCAGAUAUCCCUCAUGGCCAUCGUCCAGAUCAUCAAAUAAUGAUGCGUUUGUUGGAAAAAGGCUUCUGCCAAUGCUGUAACAGAGUGAAACCACAAUUCAGCAAUGCCGUCAAAGCCAGGAAUGAAGCAGCUUUCAAGUGUCCACAGAUCAACCUGGAGGACCUUGCAAAAAGCAAGACACUGUUGCUGUUCCUCAACUCUCGUGGUCAUAACCUGCCACAUGUCUUCGCGCACACCGAUCUCAGAACAUGCGAAUUGGGGAGGCACAGCUCGGAAAUCCCAACAGCCUACCUUCACUGUCAUACAAUGUAUCUGGCGGGCCAGGUCACAGAAGAGAGUUAUGGCAAAGUUGUUCACUGGGCAGAUGAGGAGCUCGACUUUGGAACUGUCGGGCAAACACUUCAGUUCCAACCCGGCCAUGGCUUGCUCGUGCUCGAACAGCAAAGCAGAAUCCUUGACUUCUUGGUGAAAUGCUGCUUUGAAAUUCUCAAAGAUAUCUCAAGAGAUGAGAUUCUGUAUCUGGGAAUUGUAGCUCAACCAAAGCCUCCGCCUCUAAUUACGAAUGACGACACCUCAUACGUUCAACUGUCAACAAUCGUUGCUGAAGAACCCUACCGCUUGCCAACAACGAUAGAUACACCACGACUUCUAGCACUGAUCGAAGCAAGGAGAAACGCUGCAGAAGAUCACAUAUGGGAGAUGAGAGAAGAUCCUGGUUAUUUUGCAUCGGUCCUAUCAGACCAUCAUGAUCACAGAGCAGAGAUCCUUCGCGAUACUGAUGGAAAAAGUCAUCCGGAUCAGAAGGACUUCCACUCUUGGGAUCGGAUCCUCUCUACCGCUGUCGCCUGCGCAUAUGAGGAUCUGUUAUCCUGGAGCAGGCUGCAUCGCCAGGUGAACAUGCUCGAGUCUCAGUUCAAACGCAGCGGCAAAAUCAUUGAUCCUCAACAACGCCUGCACGAGAAGUUUGAGAAGCAUAUCGUGUUGGUGUACAGUACCCUACGUCGCCUAUGUCGAAUGAUGCUUCAACGCUUCACAGUUGCCUUCGCUUGCUCACACCCAAUGCGCGCCCGAUUUGCCAGAUGUCCCCACGGAUUGGGGACGGCCUUUAAUACGGAAAUCAUCAUCAAGGGCGGCAAGGGCGGCAAGGAUAGCUUCGAACCAUUACUCGUUUUGGUGAGCCACCUUGCCAGACAUGACGCUCAAACAAUGGGAGCACUACAUGGCACAAUCGAUGAAAUGCAAUACUAUCUGGAUCAUGACCCUGAACAGAAGAACGUGUUUUCCUCUUUCGCGGCCAAAAUAUUCUCCGACCUAGCUUUGAUCACGCAGAUUGCGCACCAAAUCGACAACGUCUAUCCAUGGGCAGCUAUAUUCAUUCAUAAGCGAGCGGAAAAUUUCAAAGAACCCAAACAUCCGGCCGCGUAUGUAGAAGGCAUUACAAAUGUGCUCAAACGACCGAAGCCAUUCGAUGUCAACGAGCUCGUCAACCCUAGGAGCAAGAAGUUCUACUACCCCGUCGAGAAGGCAUACAAUGCUGCACAAAUUGAAGCAAUGCAACAAGCGGAAGCGAAUCUUGAUGAAGUUUGGGAAAUGCUCGAGUCCUACUUUUCUACCAGAUAUCCGCUUGGUCUAUUUGACUUAUUCAAGGUCCACUAUAUCAGUGAUUUUCGCGAGAUACGAAGGACAGCAGAUUAUGUUCCUUCAGAAAAGGAUCUAGUCAAGGCCAAAUGCGUUGGGACAGCCCUCGACAUAAAUAUUAGACUCGGUAGCAGUGGCUUCCUUAAUGAAGACUCACUCUCAUUCGACCCAGUGAUCAAGAAACCCAAAAUCAAGACAAGAGGUACGCCCACGUUGACAGAUACUGCUCGCGGUCCGGACCACCCGCACGAGAUCACAACGGAUCAAGGUCCAGGUAGACUCGACGAGAAAAGUCUAAGCAUUGUCCUUAGUAAGAGAGCCCGCAAGGUUCUGGUAACACUUUUCCACAUUGACGCUACAAGUGACCAAAGUGGAGAAAUACCAUGGAAGGAUUUUCUUCACACCAUGACUUCACUACAUUUCAACGUUGAGAAGCUAUACGGCUCGGUCUGGCAAUUCACUCCAACCACAGGGGGGGUCAAGCGAGGCGUAAAUGUCCAUGAGCCACAUCCAUCCAGCAAGAUUCCAUUUUACAUGGCGAGAAGUAUCGGUCGAAGGUUGUCUCGGACGUAUGGUUGGAUAGAGGGAGUGCUCGACCAAGCUUGA